UCCGCGAAAACUGUGUGAGGCUGGCGUCGGCGGGAGAGGCGUCCGGGGCGGAGUGGUCCGAGAGGGAGCCCCGUUCCCUGAACAGCCCGAAGAGGCCGCCUAGAGGGCGGACAAACAGACGGCCGGGAGGGCCAGCAUGCCCCCACUGUUGCACCCCGCCCUGCCGCUGCUCCUGGGCGCCACGCUGACCUUCCGGGCGCUCCGGCGCGCGCUCAGUCGCCUGCCCCUGCCCGCGCACGUGCGCGCCGACCCCCUGCGCACCUGGCGCUGGCACAACUUGCUCGUCUCCUUCGCCCAUUCCAUUGUGUCAGGGAUCUGGGCGCUGCUGUGCCUGUGGCAGACCCCCGAGAUGCUGGUGGAGAUUGAGACGGCGUGGUCGCUUUCUGGCUACUUGCUCGUUUGCUUUUCCGCUGGGUAUUUCAUCCACGACACGGUAGACAUCGUGGUUAGCCAUCAGGCUCGUGCUUCUUGGGAGUACCUGGUCCAUCACGUCAUGGCCAUGGGUGCAUUCUUUUCAGGCAUAUUUUAUAGCCGCUUUGUUGGUGGGGGAGUCCUCACAUUACUGGUGGAGGUGAGCAACAUCUUCCUCACCAUUCGCAUGAUGAUGAAGAUCAACAAUGCCCAGGAUCUCCUCCUCUACCACAUCAACAAGUAUGUCAACUUGGUCAUGUACUUUCUUUUCCGCCUGGCCCCUCAGGCCUACCUCACCCAUUUCUUCCUGCGUUAUGCUGGCCAGAGGACCCUGGGCACCUUCCUGCUGAGUGUUCUGUUAAUGCUGGAUGUCAUGAUCCUCAUCUACUUUUCCCGUCUCCUCCGCUCGGACUUCUGCCCCGGGCGCUCUGGCCGCCGGCAACACAAAGACAAAUUCUUAACGGAGUGAGAGGCACAGAGCCUGGAAUAGGACUCGGCAAGGACAGCAAACAAUGGAAGGAGACUUGGCCCAAGCCUGGGGCAUCCUCUCCAUCUUUAAGUCUGCACCCACAAUUGAAAACACUAAUGAAAGCAUUCCUCUGAAGUCCUUGUCCUUUCUUGGGCAAGAGGUACGGGAAGCAGACGGACCGGUUGGACAUGGUAGAUGGGUGUGGGGAGAAGAGGUGCUUCUGGAAAGCCAGCCUACCCACACUGCCCUGUAAUGGAUGCUAAUGAAAACUGGUAUUGGUAUGUUGAAGGCAUGUUCUGCUUCUCAUAGGACAACUAAAACUCUAGCCUGGGCCACAAUUAUCUCUACUACCCAAGCUCCACCCCUGAGGAUUAUAACAAGUAUGGUGAGGUGAUAGGGAUGUGUAUUCCAACCGGGUAAGUAGACCAAAAGUUCUGCCCAAGCCCUGUUAUUUAAGUGUGUAAAGCCUCACAGUAUCAACUCCCACCAGCCCAAGCAGAAAUUGACAUAAAGACAAGAAGCAUAUAUAUGGUGAAAAAUUGUAUUUAGAAUUAGCCAGCUGGAGUCCGUUUAGAUGAUCCCAAUCUGAAAAACAAAAGGGGGCUUGGUUACUGGGAGCUGAAAUGGGACUAUUAAGCUGAAAUAAUGGUUAAAAAGCAAAAACUAGGUACAUGGUAGGUUGAGCCUAAUGACUAGGGUGCAAUCAGUGAGUUAAGACUAAUCAGCAAGUCAGGCUUUGGUCACUAACACGCACAUCAUUUACACCCAGGGGCUAAGGGUUAAGAAAUUCCUAGCAGAGGAAGCUUACUUUGUUGGCAACAUCCAAAGCAUCAUAGUCAGGAGCCAGUCGAACAUAGGCCUUCUUUUCUCCAUCAGGUCUAGGGAGAAGAAGGAAGCCUUAGUCACUGCUGUCCUCAUUGCCCCCAUGUCCUUUCUCCCAUCUUACUGCACAUCAGUGGUUCCUUUGUUCAUGUCAUUCUUUUCCAAAUAGUGAUUUUUCGAUCAUUUGUGCACAGAAGGGAGUAUGGAAGCCAUUUACCCACAAAGUCAAUUCUCUUAUAGGAAAUACCACAGAGACGUAAAUCCGGAUAGUCUGAGAUAAUUUUUAUUUUAUUUCAGGGCCUGCCUCAAUCUAAAGGCAGCAAUCAAGAGCAUAAGCACCACCCCAUGUAAAUCAAGUCCCAUAGGCAGGACAACCCAUGUUCCCUCAAAAUUCCAUACUUAAUACAAAAAACUGUAGUUCCAGCAGGGGCUGCUCAUCUCUCAAGCCUUGUACACUGCAACACCCACUUCUGUUACCAAAAGUGGCACUAAGGAAUUUUACGCCAGUCAGGUUUCCUACCUCCCAAGGCCCCACUCACCUGAUCAGGGUAUUGACCUUUGCCACAUCAAUGUCAUAGAGCUUCUUCACAGCCUGUUUGAUCUGGUGCUUGUUGGCCUUGACAUCCACAAUGAACACAAGUGUGUUGUUGUCUUCUAUUUUCUUCAUGGCUGACUCAGUGGUAAGAGGGAACUUGAUGAUGGCAUAGUGGUCAAGCCUAGGGAGAGGCAAAUUGGGGUCUCCUGGUCUUGACCCAGCAGAACAAAGGACAGGCCCUCUUUUGGAGCUUAAGGUCCAGGUGCAUCAGACAAUUAGGUAGCAAAUCAUUUUAGUGUCAGACUUUGGUCGCUUAACAGUGUCAUCAUCUGCACCCUGAAACUAAGGACCUGGAGUCUCUCAGUCUGGGGGCUGAACCCUUACACUUGGGCACAUUCACACAAACAGCAUUUAUCCUUUAAAUGAUUCAAUCAUCCUUGAGUUCCAGCCCCCUCUAUUUUUAUUUUACCUCAACCUUUUGGAAGAGCCUAUUUCUGGAAGAAGCUUGACUUCACCCCAAGAGCACAAAGCUAGACAAUGAAAACCUGAAACCUAGGCUAAGGUUACAAAGAUUGUCAUUUUACUAUGGGGUUGGGUGAACUAUUUCUGUCCCCUUGGGUUGCUCAAACUGGCUUGAUGCCCUGUUUAACUCAUGUUAUCUACAGCUCAGGCUAACUUACCAAUGGCUUUAACAUACCUACAAUAUAGCUUUCUUCCUAAUAUUCAAAGCAUGGUUCUGUUCAAAAUUUUUCUGAUUUUGAAGCUAGAGGCCAGUUCUCAAUCACACUAUAUUCUUGGAGCAAAUGGGGGCACAAAGUCUGUCAAGUGCUUUCCUUCAUAGACAAAACACAAUCCUGGCCUUUUUCUUGGUUAGCGGUAGGAUUAGCAGAAACCCAUUGCUGACUUACACCAGCUUUAAUCAGUGGUCCCUAAAGUCAGUAUUACCAGUAGUGUGAUACCUAAAUACUCAAGAAUCCAACAUUUUAUCAAUUUCCCUCUAAUUAUUCCUUGAGUAUAAAAAUUUGAGAAUGAAAUUUCCACACACUGGUGCAACAAAUCUCCUGAUCAAUCUAGAUUCAUGCCUUAUCUUCAACUUCCCUAUAGCAACGGUGCAAUGAGGAAUCAACUAAGUUUGACAAUGCAAGACAAAGAAUAUCUAAGCCCAUGUUAUACCCCCAAAGAAAGUUAACUACAAAACUGACCACACAUAAAGCAAAAAUUAACCCAUUAACCUUGACAGUGACUGGUAUGGCCUAAAUAAUUCCUGCCAAUACUCUUAACAGAAAAUUAACCUCACACUACAAUUAGCGAACCUUUUCAAGGGUAUGGGGCAGUACUAACUUGUUUCUCCUGGGAGCGCUCUUCCGCGGAUAUUUGGGUUGCCUUCGGAGUCGCAAUGUCUUGGGCCUCCGAAAAGUGGGUGAAGUGCGGAUCUUCUUUUUCUUAUGGCUGUGGACGCCUUUCAGCACUGCUUUCUUGGCCUUCAAAGCUUUUGCCUUGGCCUCGGCUUUGGGAGGGGCAGGGGCUUAGAGAAAUAAAGAAAUUUAGAGUACAGAAUACAGAAAUGUAUCAUUUCCUGCCUGAAGACCAGCAGUGGGCGCACUGUGCCACACGUGCAUCAGCGGUUCCUUUGGAGACAUCACAAGUCUCAGGCUAUUAAAAUUUUUCCAUCAUAUGCACGCUAAGGUAGAGAUAUAGACACUGCUGCCUUACAUUUUAAAGUUAAAGAAGAUAAAGUUCUAGGCACAGAGCCUUUAGAGGUCUGAAGACAUGUCUGUAACCUUUCGCUCUGUGCUUAAAUGUUAAAUUCCCAGUGCCAAUUACCUGACUAUGCCCGCGCCUGCCGGUCCGGGCUCCCCAACCCCCUUCCCUGCAACCCAGCCCAUGCGGUUAGGCCCACG
This is a messenger RNA of Talpa occidentalis (Iberian mole), 4138 nucleotides long. RefSeq names its product TLC domain containing 1 (gene TLCD1). Gene Ontology annotation, cellular component: plasma membrane. The coding region runs from base 137 to 880 and encodes 247 amino acids. Gene Ontology annotation, biological process: regulation of membrane lipid distribution; phospholipid homeostasis; plasma membrane organization. The record is from RefSeq and is a predicted model, not a curated record. Lineage: Eukaryota; Metazoa; Chordata; Mammalia; Eulipotyphla; Talpidae. The transcript has 4 exons.